Messenger RNA from Symbiodinium sp. CCMP2456, 882 nucleotides. Lineage: Eukaryota; Dinophyceae; Suessiales; Symbiodiniaceae. The record is from the annotation of a GenBank genome assembly.
AUGGGGAUAACGCCCUCGCCCGUGGCCGUCUCUGCUCGGACGCCGCUUGUGUUCGCCCGCGUUGCCUUAAGUGAAAAGCGCGCCGCCUGUGUCCCGCUUCUCGCUCGGCUUCGGCGCGGUCUGUUCGGCGGCAAGUGUCGGCCCGAUGAGCCUGACGGCCCGGCCGUGUCCACUGCGCUGGGGGAUGGUGCGUCGCAUUUGCAUCGUGGUUGCGGCGGUAUUCAGUGGGAGUUGACGGGCGUUUCUCCGGAGACAUCUGGCGAGCGUCGCGCCGCUCGAUCACGCGUCGCCUUGGUGUGGCCGGUCCACAGCAAGGCGACUUCUCACGCCGGGUCAUCCGAGACCCGGCGUGAGAACGGGGCGUUUCGCCGCCCCGAGCCCCACGACCGCGGCGGACGGCGCCGCGACACGCGCGAAGGGACGGUCCCGGGCGGGGGCGGCCCGCGGUCAUUCGCUCCUGGGGGCGUGACCGCGGACCGCGUCCAUAGCAACGAGGAGAUGCCCAUGGCGAGGCCCCGUAAACAACCGCACGAGCAACGCUCCAGCGGCGUCCGCAGCGACCUGACGAGCGCCGAGAAACGCUACGUACAGGAUCAGUCCCGCAAGGCGGGGCUCAGCGAGGCGGAGUACGUCCGCCGCCGCGUGCUCGACUACACGGUCAAGGCGGCUGGUGUGUCGGCCCGCUUCGACCCCGCUUUGGUGAGCGAGAUCAACCGCUUAGGGACACAGCUUCAAGCGCUGGGUAACCUCGCCAACCAGGUCGCCCUCUACUGCCACACGGGGCGUCAGCUGCCGUCCGACUGGGCCGUAUUACCGAGCGAGAUCAAACGCUUGCUGCGUGUUGUUGAACAGACCAUCGAGGAGCAGGUCCGUGGUUCCUAA